CCGGCUUAUGGGAUCCUGUUCAACUUCCUGUUCAAGGCAGGAUGUUGACCCAAUAGUCGCCAAAUUAAACUGACGUUCUGAAAUAUAGUGUAUCUACUUGUAAUCGCUGUUGAAACAAUUUAUACUCAUAAUCUGAUUAAUUAAAUGUGAAUAUAAACUGUACUGUAAUUAUUAUUGUGCAGUUAUCAAAAAUACAUUUGUUCUUAGUAGAGAACUUUUAACAAAUUCCUACGCAUAGCCUGGUUCCCUGUCCCUGUUUUGCUUCGUUUACUCUGCGUCACUGCCUCGGCAAUGGUGAGACAGGGUACCAGGCUAAAUUUUCCACUCAUUCGGCAAACCUAAUCAGCCGAGGAGUCCCUAAUGAUGCAGGUGUUAGGCCUACACAGUGCCCACCCUAGACAUCGCCAGAUUUCGUUUCUGGAGAUAAACAAAGAAGACGCCAUAUUACACAAGGUAUUAGGUAUACGCGAUUGCGGUAUGGCGUUCUCCAUGGUCAAAUUAUACAGCUGGUACAACGAAACUUAUGCGGAAAUCGGAGACUGCCGUACAAUCUGACCACGUUUCAAAGAUUGUGUAUGACAAAGAUGCGCAGUUAAUAAGGGGAAUUGUGCAAGCCUCCAUGCGAGACCGGAGCUACAGGUUACUGUACAAAAAUGUCAGCAAAACUGAUGUACGCCAGAGUUGGAUUAAGCAUCCAGAGUGCGCCACCUCGUCAAACUAAGACGAUGGAAGAACUUUUUCCUGCACCUGACAGGUUUAUAAAUUACAGCAAUGCAUUGGAUACUAUCCUCCGAGCCGCCUGUGCCCACACUUGCAGUGCCUCUAGUUGAAGACCUCAUCUCUAGCCAGGAAUUUAUUUCUGCAGAGAAUCCAAUCGCUUGGAUGAAGCAAAAAUUAAUGAUAAAUGAGCAAGAAAUCCAACAGAUUGCCUGUCUUACCACUGGUCAAAAGGAAAAUUGCAUGUGGUCAUCUGUUAGGAAGAAUAGAUCAACAGCUUCAAACUUUGGUUGUGUUUUGGCAGCGAUCAAGAGAAAUAGAUAUCCUGUCUCCUUAUACAAAAGAUUAUGCUCAGCUUAUGAUCUGUCAAAGAAGGAUGCCAUUAUUUGGGGGACGUGCAAUGAAAAAGUCGCAAUUGAAAAGUAUAGAACUUUUGGGGAUGCAGUUGUAGAGCCAACAGGUAUCUGGCUACACUGUAAUGGGGUUCUUGGGUCAAGCCCCGAUGGACUCAUUCGUCGUCCUGCUGCAUUCGGAUUCAGCUAUCAGAAUCCAGGACUCGCUGACAUAUUAGAGAUGUCAAACGUUAAGCCAGAAAUACUGGAGGUGAAAUGCCCCUUUUCAGCAAAGAAUAUGACAAUUCCAGAAGCUAUUGAAAAAGUACACGAUUUCUGCCUAGGUAAUAAUAGUGUAGGUUCAGGAUUUUAAUGGAGUCAAGUCCUUCAAGCUAUGAGAGAACCACCAAUACUAUGAUCAAGUGCAAGGACAGCUUCAUAUAAUUGGGAAAUCCUUGUGUGAUUUUAUGGUCUGGACACCAAAAGACUGUGCGAUUGUGAGAAUUAACAAAGACAUCAAUUGGGAGAUCAACAUAUCUGUUUUGACAGACUUUUAUUUCUGUAAAUUUCUCCCGUAUUUACAACAGCUAUAAGAUAUAACAUUAAACAUGGUGAAAAAAUUUUAAUUUUAAUAUCUUAGUUAUCUACACUUGCAAAAUUCUGAGCAAUUUCCUGCAUAAGGGGAUCCUGAAAAUUGACUAAAACACAGCAUAAUUGAAAGACUUUUGUAGAAAUAUAUCUAAAUUGCUGCGGAACAUGCCUUGAAAUUUCAUAAUUCUUAAUACGCUCAUUUGCUCUUUCAACAUGUAUGCGUGACUUAGCAAUUCUUCGACAUAGUUGGACCUCACUGGAAAGGGAGGAAUAUUUAGAUGUACUCCUUGGGGGCAACAACUUGUGAAUAGUGAACCCUUUGUCUGCUAAGAUCAUAUCACCUGGAGAUAACUGUUCUAAGACUUUACAAUGUUCUACAAUUGCAACAUCAGAUGUGCUGCCAGGGUGCAAUUUAGUAAUAAAUACCAAAGCACCAUUAGGUGCAACACCUGUAACACUUUUAACAGUGUGAGAAUUUUUGUAUCCGCUGUAUGUGCUGGCCUGCAAUCUCAUAUCAUUCCCUGGAACAUCCUGGGUGAUUUCUGUUGCAUCAAGUACUAUCUACAUGAACUAAAAUCCCCAAAACUUGUAGGCAUAGACCCUUGCACAUUCGUCAUGAAAUUUUGUGGAUGUAAUGAUUAGGUUCUUUAAUUGUGCUCAUUGGAUUUAAAAAUUCGAAGCUUUUAUUAGUUUCCAUGGAAAGGGGGGAAAAGUCAAAAUUCUUGAACUUCGAUUUUUAAAUCAAAGUACUGAAAGUACAGAUAGGUUUGAUGGUUGUCCAAGUUUGAGUUCUAGAAAAAUGUCCAUCCAAUUGAGCUAAAACCUUUUUAAGGCUAAUAGGCAUGUUGUGUAGAUGUAUGGAACAAAGGUCAUUUUGUGUGCAUACGCAUUUACGUGCGGAUGCGUGCAACAUUAAAUGACUUGUAUACUGAAUAUUGCUUUAACUUUUACACUUUUUUGAUGAAAUGCUCAUUUCAUAAGGAUAUUAUAUAAGGAUAUAUUAAUAGUGUAGAUAAUACGACAUUGUCAGAUUAGCACGAAAUGAUGUGCAUGCACGUGCACUUUGCUCUGAUUGGCUGAAACAAAAAUUUUAAUAUCUCUUUCUUUUUUGAUGAAAUACAUUGAAAUUUUAAAUAAGUCAUGCAUUACGACAAGUGAUGCA
Saccostrea cuccullata (small rock oyster) is the source of this 2802-nucleotide messenger RNA. RefSeq lists its product as uncharacterized. The transcript has 7 exons. The record is from RefSeq and is a predicted model, not a curated record. Bases 772 to 1422 code for a protein of 216 amino acids. Lineage: Eukaryota; Metazoa; Mollusca; Bivalvia; Ostreida; Ostreidae.